UUUUUAUACUUCGUGCUGUGAGUCCCGUGCCUCGUAAAGUUAGGUCACAAAACUCAAAUUCGUUUAAAUUCCGUUUGCAUCAUCUCACUACUGAACCAAGUAGCUUUUUUUCUGCGAUUUCUAUCGAAAUGUCUCACCAGAGCUUGAAAUCUUCUAGCCACGGGUACUGCGAAGCUAUCUUCUCGACUUCGCCGAGGAGUUCUAACAAGGAAAACACCGUCCCUGCGAUAAAAACAAAGAAAAAUGUGUAUCCUCCUUUGUCCAAAGAGUCAUCAGUUUCAAUAAAGGGACAGAAUACAAACAAGGUAGUGCAAUGUCCUUUACAGAAGGAAUCUUCAAAACCUGAAAUAGCAGAAACCUUAGGGCCUCCAAGCAAAUCAUCCAAUACAGAAUCAUGUCUAAAACUUACAAACCUAACAAAACAGGAAGAUGUAUCUAGUAAUGUCGCAUCCAUUGAAAGGAAUGUAAAGACCCCAAUUAAAACAACAAAAUUUGUUAGCGGAUCAUUCAAUGAAAAAAUACCUGCUAUACAAUUCUAUACACCUAAGCAGAGAAUAAAUACAUCCAGUGCCAAUACCAAAUUCAAUGUUUUAUCCACUGCAAGGACACCUGUGAAACGUUACUUCAGCGAUCAUGCUCUAUCACAAAGCACACCAGACUGUUUUAAUGUGGUACACUUGGAAACUCCAUCCCAGAAAAUUGAUGACAUAGUUGUUGGAGAACAGACAAUAUAUGAUGGUGAAAGUAGCAAUCUUACAGUUGGAAUACGCAUCAGACCCUUGAAUUCCAAAGAAUUAAAUGAUCCAAAGGUUACUACAAUUGUAGAAGGAAAUGGUCAGAAUGUUGUUGUGGAAUGCGAAUCUGCGCAUCACACUUUUAUGUAUGAUCAUUGCUUUGUCUCAUACAAUGAUCCGCUUACACCUGGUCAUGCCAAUCAAGAGGUCGUCUUUCGCAAUAUGGUGUUGCCCUUAGUACAAAAUGCUUUUGAGGGAUACAAUGUCUGCUUGUUCGCGUAUGGACAGACGGGAUCAGGAAAAAGUUAUAGUUUAAUGGGCACAGAAUCUGUGCAAUUAAGCGCAACGCCAUUUGACGAGAGAGUCGGUAUCAUACCAAGAUUUUGCCAGGAAAUAUUUACACGAGCGUGUAACAAUCCACAGAUCGAGACUACCGUAGAAAUUAGCUAUUUUGAAAUAUAUAAUGAAAAAAUACAUGAUCUGUUGGCGAAUACUAAUAAUGGAUCGAAGAAGGCACCCCUUAAAGUAAGGGAACAUCCUGUCUUUGGACCCUACGUCGUGGAUUUGAGUCAGCAUUGUGUGCAAAACUAUAAAGACUUACAGACUUGGCUUAAAGUAGGAAACUCGCAAAGAGCCACGGCCGCAACUGGUAUGAAUGAGAAAAGCUCACGGUCUCACAGCAUUUUCAGUAUUAUAUUAACUCAGACGCAUAUAGAUAACAAGUUGAAUUGUGAGCCACUUGAUGCUGAUCGUCGUAGUAAAAUUAAUUUGGUUGACUUAGCUGGCAGUGAGAGAUUGAGUCAAACUUCUGCAACUGGUGAUAGAUUAAGGGAAGGUGUAUCUAUUAACAAGUCUUUACUUACCUUGGGAAAAGUAAUUGCAUCACUCACAGAGAACACAAACAAUCGUAAACAAGGUUUUGUGCCGUACCGUGAAUCAGUGUUGACAUGGCUAUUAAAGGUAAGUACUAUUAGUAUAUUUUAAAUUAACGGAAAUAUGAAAAUUAC
Messenger RNA from Acromyrmex echinatior (Panamanian leafcutter ant), 1741 nucleotides. RefSeq names its product kinesin family member nebbish (gene neb). Gene Ontology annotation, biological process: microtubule-based movement. NCBI's taxonomy places the organism in Eukaryota, Metazoa, Arthropoda, Insecta, Hymenoptera, Formicidae. The record is from RefSeq and is a predicted model, not a curated record. Gene Ontology annotation, molecular function: microtubule motor activity; ATP binding; microtubule binding.